AUGAGUGAUGGCAUUGGAUUGACGUUGCGGAGGAAAGGUGGAAGGCGACCAAAAGUGCAAGAGAUAUCAGGACCUAUUCCUUCAAAGCAAGCACCCAGUACAUCUGGAAGGUCCAUUGCCGUGCCUCGCGAGAAAAAUCAGCAGUCGGCAGCGACUUCGGACCUGGUGAAGAGGCGUUACUCAACGCGCUUCAACCAGUUGCCAGACUUCACGAAUGCCCCACCCGUACCGAGCCUACCUGGGCAGCCUGGAGUACCCAAGAGGUGGUCAAGACCACGAUCGGCAGGUCGACCGGGAACAUCAGAAAGCGCGCAACCAAUUCGAGUUGAUAUCGGGGCCUUAAGAGAUUCAAAUCUGCAGCCGGAACAAUAUAUCACUGAUUUACUCUCCACCGCCUCUGAGCAAGACAUUCGAGAUUACCAGAAUAGCUUGAGGAAGAUCAAGGAUCGGACGUUAACAGACCUACAGCAGAAUGUGUACCAGAAUCGCACGCAAUUUAUCAAGAUUAGUAAGGAGGCCGAGAAGCUCAAAGGAGAAAUCGAUACAUUGCGUGGAUUGAUGUCUGAAUUGACAGGGGCACUUGGGCAAGCAAAUGGGAACACCCUCAAUGGCAUGAAAUCGCCUACACCCAAUGAGCGCAUGUCUUCCAGAAGAAAUGCAAAUCGAAGCUCUGUGGCCAAUCUGGAGAGUAUGUGGAAUGUACAGCUUCAGACAUUGUGGAAGAAUGUCGAAAGAUCACAGAAAUUCCUCCCUGCCAUUCCAGGCAGACAUAUCGUCCUUGAAACACCUCAUUGGGUUGAACUGGACUCGGCUACCUGGAAGCCUAAGAGGCCCGUCCAUAUUGUUCUGCUCAACGAUCAUUUGCUGGUCGCCUCCAAGAAGCGGAAACGAAUGGACCCGAACAGUCCUCAGAAAGGUCCAGCACCUACCAAGCUAGUUGCCGAAGAAUGCUGGCCAUUACAAGAAAUCGAUCUUGUCGAUUUAGGAGCAAAUCUCACACAGGGUGGAGCUGAUGGCAUCGUGGACGAGCGCAACAUUGGUACUGCCAUUAAUAUUCGGACCGCCAGUAAGUCCUUCACAUAUCGUCAUGACCAAAAGAAUGAGUCAGCCAAGAACGACCUGCUUUUGACAUUUCGCAAGACGGUGGAAGAAUUGCGGAGAUCAGCGAGAUCCGAGACUGAAAAGGGUAGCACCCCAACAGAUGCUUUGAACUACUUCGCCUCCCGUGAUCUAGCUCCAGCGAAGAAGACAGAGAUCAUGGACACCAUAAACUCAUCACGAGAGAAACCAGAGGUUCUGAUAGAUGUGGAUGGAAGGCAGCAGAAUCUACGAUGGGUCGAGGGCCAAAUCGAUGAUCUUGAUAUCGACAUCGCCCUGCGGCGUUUCGAAUCAGCUGUUGCCAAGAUCGAACGUUUACGCAAACUCGCCAGAGGUCUCAAAGGCAAUGCUGUUGCGCAAGAUCUAAUUCUGCUGAAGGUUGAUGAACGGGCCUCCAAGCUUGCCGCAACCCUUACCCGUGCUCUGAUUGACACGCCCUCGUUUUUGGAAGCCACCAAAGCGCACACAUCGUGGCUCAGCCGGCUCGGCUUUGAGGACCGCGCUCGCGAAGCUUACCUACAGGCUCGUACAGACACCCUCAUCAAGCGUGCCCGUCAAUGUGUCUUUGAAGGUGACCUUCACAAAUACAUAUUUCAGGUAUCAUUUGUAUACUUCACAAUUGUCAAAAAUACUGUCAGCAUUUAUCAGGCCUGUUUUCCGCCCUUGAUGAUGAGCGCUUGUAUCAAGUGGGCCAAAGAACAUUUGGAGCAGCUAAAUGUCACCUUGGUAAGGCAGCUCAGCAGCGUGGAAAGAGGUGGUACAGUAUGGAACGAGUGCCUGCUACUGAUUGGGGAGCAUGAAGAAGCACUGAAGAGUGUCGGGCUUGACUUCCACGAGGUGAUCAGCAAAGGUUUGGGCGAUAAGCCGGUGGCUGGAGUUGCAGGCCAAGAUGCUCAGAAGAAUAGAGAAGCGACUCCUGUGGUUGGCUUGGGGCUGAAAUAA
Messenger RNA from Endocarpon pusillum Z07020, 2040 nucleotides. RefSeq lists its product as uncharacterized. The transcript has 2 exons. Gene Ontology annotation, cellular component: exocyst. Gene Ontology annotation, biological process: exocytosis; Golgi to plasma membrane transport; intracellular protein localization. The record is from RefSeq and is a predicted model, not a curated record. Bases 1 to 2040 code for a protein of 679 amino acids. NCBI's taxonomy places the organism in Eukaryota, Fungi, Ascomycota, Eurotiomycetes, Verrucariales, Verrucariaceae.